AUGGACUCCCUCCACAACAUGCCCCCCAAAGCGCCGUACGGCAAGCUCAACAUCGCCGUCGCCGGCCUCGGCCGCAUGGGCAAGCGGCACGCAAAGACGCUGAUGUACCGCGUCCCACAAGCCAACCUCGCCGCCGUCUGCAGCAAAGACGAGAAGGAGCUCGAAUGGGCGCGUCAAUUCUUCGGUGCAGACGGUGCCGUCAAAGUAUUCGACGACUACGACACCAUGAUCCAGCUACCCGGUUUGCAAGCCGUCUGGGUCUCUACGAGUACGAAUGUGCACGCGUUGCAGACCACCGCUGCUGUCAAGAAGGGACUUCACGUUCUGUGUGAGAAGCCACUGUCACAGAACCUCGAUGAAGCUCGAGCGGUCGUCCAGCUCGCGAAGGACAACCCGCAUCUCAAGGUUAUGGCGGGCUACUCACGCCGCUUCGACGCUUCUUACCGUGACGCCAAGGCCAAGGUAGACAAGGGCACUAUUGGCGAUGCGUUCAUUGUACGCUCGCAAACCUGUGAUCUCCUCGAUAACACUGGGUUUUUUGUCCGGUACGCUGCGAAGAACGGUGGUGUGUUCGUGGAUUGCUGUAUCCACGACAUCGACCUUACCCUCUUCUUCCUCGGCGAUAUUAAGCCGAAGGCCUGCUGGGCGAUGGGCACGAUUGCCCACCACCCCGAACUCGCAGCCCUCAACGACGUCGACAACGGCAUCGGCAUGGUCGAGUUCUGGAACGGCAAACUCGCCUACUUCUACUGCUCGCGCACCAUGGCGCACGGCCACGACGUCGCGACCGAGGUCAUCGGCACGCACGGCAAAGUAAUGGUGAACGUACAUCCGCGCUCCAACAACGUCCUAGUCGCCGGCGAGCACGGUAUCAGCAACGAGGUGCAGCCCGAGUACUGGGAGCGGUUCGAGGACGCGUUCGCUACCGAGGCGAUUGAGUUUUGCGAGGCGGUGUUGGAGGACAAGCCGGUGCCGUUGCCGUUGGAGUUGGGGCUUAAGAGUCUGGAGAUUGGGUGGGCGCUGCAGGAUGCGCUGUUGACGGGGAAGGUAGUUAGGUUCGAUAGGGAGGGGAAGAGGCUGCCUGAGGGUGAGGGUGCGAAGUUGUAG
Coniosporium apollinis CBS 100218 is the source of this 1107-nucleotide messenger RNA. RefSeq lists its product as uncharacterized. Gene Ontology annotation, cellular component: cytoplasm. Gene Ontology annotation, molecular function: nucleotide binding; oxidoreductase activity. The record is from RefSeq and is a predicted model, not a curated record. The coding region runs from base 1 to 1107 and encodes 368 amino acids. Lineage: Eukaryota; Fungi; Ascomycota; Dothideomycetes. Gene Ontology annotation, biological process: NADPH regeneration. The transcript has 4 exons.